Messenger RNA from Cladophialophora psammophila CBS 110553, 684 nucleotides. RefSeq lists its product as uncharacterized. Lineage: Eukaryota; Fungi; Ascomycota; Eurotiomycetes; Chaetothyriales; Herpotrichiellaceae. The record is from RefSeq and is a predicted model, not a curated record. The coding region runs from base 1 to 684 and encodes 227 amino acids. The transcript has a single exon.
AUGGCCAUCAAAAGACGACAGACAACCAAAUUAGAGCCCAUCACUCCGGAAUUGAUUCUACAAUAUCCCAAACAAUCUUUCCCUCUCGAGAUUUCCAGCCUGACGGAUAAGCUGCCGGACGGCUUUCGUGAACUAGCAGUUUCUUGCAAGAUUUCUAUCCAGACAAUAAAGCUCCUGCACCAAGUCGCUUUAAGGGUGACCGGAGAACGUCUUGAAGCGCUUCCACACGUCUGGGGCCGGAGCGAGCAAUUCGAAUUGAUGCGCGUCGUGGCCACGGCAAGUGUACCAAAAUUGGAGCGACAAGUCUGCCUUCUGGUCCUCAUUUUUGAACGGUCCUGGCUUGCGACGACUCCCGAUUCCGUCGCACCACGAAGAAUGUAUGGGCGAGUAGGCCAGGUAUUUCGAGACCGCUUGAGAGAAGUGACCCAGAAUAUGGCCGAGCUGGGGACAGACGUGGACAGCGACUUUAUGAUAUGGGCAACAAUGGUCAUUGUGACGGCCACGGAUGAAAGCAAGUUGGGUGAAGAAGAGAGAAAGGAGCUCAUGGCACUGUUGUUCAUGCUAUGUCCGCAGAUGAAGAGUUGGGAUACAGCCAUGGGGUCUCUAAGGAAGUAUUACUGGAGCCAGGCCUUGAUGACUCAGUGGCACUCGGAGUGGCUAGCAGCGAGAUCUUGCAAUAUAUAG